This is a messenger RNA of Funneliformis caledonium, 150 nucleotides long. The record is from the annotation of a GenBank genome assembly. Lineage: Eukaryota; Fungi; Glomeromycota; Glomeromycetes; Glomerales; Glomeraceae.
AUAGUUCUAGAAGAGGUAGCCGUAAUCGUAAACGAAGUGGUAGUAAUUUAGAAAUAGCUUCUACGGAGACUAAUAUUAUCACGCUUAUUACUCCUAACGAUGAAUCUGGUCGUGGAAGAGGUGGCUGUGGGAGAAGUGGUUGUGGAAGAG